AUGGUUGUUGGUUUUGUUUUCUCUACUGCUUACGUAAAUAAUACACGUUCGAGAGAAUUAUCUGAUGAUGAAGAAGAAGAGGGAGUAGGAGUAGGAGUAGGAGUAGCAGGAGGAGGUGCAGGGGGAGGAGGAAGACUUGGUGACGACAUUCCUAGUCUUUGGAAAGGAGAAGAAGAAGAAGAAGACGUGACGGAUGAUAAUACGUUUUCCGUCAAACUCGAACCGAGGGAAAUGAUUGCGGAAAAUCAAAUGGAGUCGAGUCGGGCCGUAACGGAAAAAGUGUAUCCGAAGCAAAAAUGUAGUAGAAGUGAUUUUCUCGCGACAAAAUUGGACGCCGAGAAAAACAGGACGACAUGUUUGGAUUUCGUUGAAAUCGGAUCGUAUUUGGAAGUCGUUGGGAAAAUAUGGCCGGUUUCCGACGAUUAUAAAAUUGUUUUCAUCAGCUCGGAUUCGUCUGCGAAAGAAAACAGAUCCAUAUCGACGACGGAUUCGGAUACGGGUUCGGCGGAAUCCGGUACGGAUUCAUCUAAAAAACUCGCAUCCGAUUGCGAUUGGGAUUAUUUCGAAUCAUCUUCCGUCGUUCGACCCAUAAUAAAAGAUUGGAGUUGGCAGGGUUCGCCGAGGAGUUUGAGCGGUACGCUUUUGGAAAGGGGAAGUCCCGUUUUUUCAACGAGCGACGAUAACAGUCCUAAAUUCCCAAGACGUGGUCAGAGUAAAUUGUCAUCCGUGAGAGAUUCUCCCAUUUCGUACGACACAGACGUGAGCGGGUUUUCUCCCAAUUUGAAUAGGAGGAAAAUUUUAGAUGAUGGAGUCGACGAUGGAGUCGUCAAGUACAAAUCGGGAGAGUCCGAUGUCAAAAAUGACGAUUCGACCGAGAAUUAUCAAAGCGAAGAAAAAGAAAUCGAAGUGACCGAUUUGAAAGUAUUUCCACCCGUGAAAAAUAAAGAAUUGUUUGGUGUCAAGGAAAAGGAAAAUCAAACGGGAGAGAGUGCAAAUGGGGAAAAUCCCGUUUCGGGUACGACGGAAGAAGUGAAAAAGAGUAAGAAAAAGAGGAAAAACAAAAAGUUGAAGAAAAACGUUACGAAGGAUGAUGAAGAAAUGGGAGAAUCUUUGGGUCGAACAACAACAACAACAACAACCGAUGGAAAAAAAACAAAUGAAAACGUCAUUAUUGAAAAAGAUAAAAAUUCAGUACUACCGGAAGAUCAAAUUUCACCCGGGUCAUUGGAGCGUGGUGGUAUAUCGGGGUCGAGCGAAGAGAAAGAGGAGGUGGAGGAGGAAGAGAAGGAGGCAGUAGUAGCAGCAGACGCAAACAACGUGUCACCAGAUGGCGUCAGUUCGGUUAACGUAAUUUCCACGGUGGAUUCAGUUGAAAAAACGGUAUCGAAUUCGCCGGGUGUUGUUAAUCGUAAACCCGAGGAUUUCAACGGACGGGAAGAGCCCAACAACAAACAAAACAAAAGUCACAACAAGCAGAACAAGAGUAAAAAAUUCGUCGACGUUGUCAAGCGCGGUAAAUUAGAUAAUUUAAAAGAAAACGUUAAGGAUUUAAUUAAAAAUGAAUUAGUGUCGGGAGAAGAAAGUGAUGAUGAUAAGGUUAAAAGUGAUGAUAUCAUUCCGGAGAGCAAAUACACUUUUCCAACGGGUAGUUUCGGUUUCCAGCCGCAAAAUCUCAUUUCACCUUCACCUCAGUCGCAAUUCGGUUCGGGCGUUUUCCCAUACGACUGCCCCCUAUCGAGCGUUUUUCAAAAUUCCGCCUCCGUUCAAAAUUUCGUACCGAUUCCCGUUCCGGUACUCAUACCCGUUCCAUUUCCCGUUCCGGCAACCAUUUGGUCUCAGAAUUAUCAAAAUUUGUUCUUUUCCAAUUUCAAUUUAAAUUCCGACAACAUUGAUUUUUUAAACAAUUUACAAAAUAUCUGUUCUGGAACCGUGUUGAACGACAAUUUCGGGAGUCAAACGAAAAAUGGUAACAAAGAAAUAUCCGGUUUCAAAGCGGACGGGAUAUGUUCCAACGGAACCGGAAACAAUUCCAUUCACAUGAGACCUAUCAACAUGCAACGUCCUGCUCUCACAGCGGGUUCCCUACGUCACGAUUUGAGUCAAGGCUCGGUGAAUUUAGACGAAUCGAAUCUCAAAUGGUUCACUGCUAGUAAGCAACAACAACAACAACAACAACAACAACGACAAAUUCAAGAUGAUAAGGAAACUUUAAAAGCGAUAAAAGAAGAUUAUUAUUAUUCAGUCGAAGAAAACAAGGAGAGUCGCGAGGAUGAAAAAAAAUUAAUUGUUAACGACGGCGACAAAACCGAAAAAAAUUCAACGGCAUUAAAUAAAUUGAAAAAUCAGGAAGAGGAGGUGAAGGAGGAGGAGGAGGAGGAGGAGAGAAAAAUGGCGUUGUUGAACGAAAACAGUUGUUUGAAACAAGAUUCGUCAACUGAAUGCGAUUCUUCCAAAUCGGCUGUAUCGAGCAGGGGAACAAUUUCGAAUGGUGAAGAUGGAAAAAAGGACGGGGAAGAGGAGGGAAAACCACCACCCGAUUUGUUUUUACCUGUGAGCACCAACGACACCUGCGAAAAUGUCUUAUCGACGACAUCAAAGGAUAUCGCGGACGAGAUGAUAACUAAACCGCCGAUAGAUUACAAAAAUAUUAUUAUCGUCGGAGAAACGACAAAUUGCGAAUCGAUUGAAAAUUUCCUAUUGAACAUCGACAAACAAUCCGUGUGCAGUUCGUCGUCGUCGUCGUCGAAUUCGUCGGAUGAUGAUGACAAUGUUGCGACGCCGCGAAAACCCUUUCGCAAAACGUAUUAUUUCAAUAUGGACGAAACGGUGAGGAAAACAAGCGACGACAGCGACAUUGCGGAUUUGAGCCACUCGGGAGAGGAAGACGACGACGGAGAAGAAACGAAAACGGAAAAUUCAUCACGUGGAAAUUCUACGGGAUCCGAAGAUGAGGGUAAUCCCGAUUCGAGAUUUUCAGAAAUUUACGUCGUUAAUCCGUCUAAAUCCGAAAACGAUCUCAGGACUUUAUCCGAGGAUUUGAAUGGGAAUGAACGGCGGAUUGAUGGUCACGACGUUCCGCCGCGAACUAGAAAUCUAAGAAAAAAACUCAAGAACGUUUUACCGAACGUGAAAAAAGUUUCGGUUUUAAGUGACGACACGGAUUCCGAUGGCGAUGAUAAUUCCGAUGACGUACCGAACGUCGUUUUGUUAAAACACUCUAAAAAAAUUACGGACGACGAAAUUGUUGACGACGUUUCGUCAAAUCGAUGUCAAAGCGGGAAAAAAACGGAUUCCGAACGUUCGACGUUCGACGUUCAAGACUUAAUUCAAGGAGAAAAUACUUUUCCGUACCAACAUGUGCAUAACGUGGAAAAAUCAGGCGAAGGAAAAGUUAAAAACGUCGAGGACGGCGGAGACCCCGUUAUUUUAGUUACAAACCUGUCCGAUGCGGAGUCGGAGCGCUUCGGCGGUUUCACUCAGUGUGAAAUCGUACCUGUAAGCGUGCCUGACGUGCUCGACGAUCGUAAUACAUCAGAGCCAGUUUUUAGUGAAAUUAAAUCCGUUUCAUUUGAGUCCGUCGUGAAAAAAAACGUUUCGAGUUCGUCAGCCUUGGAAAAAUCGAACGGUUUUCACUUGACGGAAAGUGGAAAAAGUGGAAACGAUGAAAACGACGAACGUUUAAGAAAAAAUGAACGUGAUGAUGAUGAUAAUGAUGACGAUGGUGGUGGUGGUGACGUCAAUCACAAAGCGGAUAAAAGUAGUGAUGUUAUAAUAAAUGGUGUUUUACUAGAAAAAUCCAUAGGACCGUCGCGUUUGAACGACGACCCGAAUAAAAGUGAAAAAAAAUGCAAUAAAAAUAAUGAUGAUGAUGAUGAUGAUGAUGUGAAUUCGAUUCGAUGUGAUGAAAUCGUUGAAACCGUCGAUGUGAUAUCAGUUAAUAAAAAUGGCUUCUCAUUUUCGGAUACAAUCGAAAACAGGAUACGAAAAAUUUCGCAAUCGGAUAACAACAAUAUCGGGGAUCGAAUUCAGGGUAACGAAAAUAAUAAAUACACAAGUUUGGUUAUGAUAACGCAAGAUAAAAUUAAUGAUGAAAACAAGAAAACAAAAUUAUUGAACGACGUAUCGAACGGUAAUAAUAAUAAUAAUAAUACGGAUUCUGUGAAAGUGAUAACGAAUCAAACGACAAAAGUUUUGAACGGUGAUAAUUCGAACGAAUUCGAAAACGAAAUUUUUUUAAAACACACGAAUCGAAAAUACGACGAACGCGUCGACGACGACGACGACUCACAACUUAACGUUCACAACAAAUUGAAAGGUUUGGAAGAUUAUUUUACGAUGACGUUGGAAAAUUCCCGCGGAUUGAGCGUGACACCGAAAAAACCAAACGUCAUCAAAAACAUGACUCCGCUCAAGGAAGAAGACGAGGGGGGAGACAACGAUUUGAAAGAAGAGGUUCGAGUCGUGACGGAUGACAAGACGCUGUCGGCCGUCAUUUGUCUCGAAGAAGGUUUAGCGGAUGACGAUUCGUGGGUCGAAGAAUUAGACAAAGAUAGAGAUAAUGAUUUCGUUAACGCCAUAACGGAAGAAGAUAGUUCUUCGGGUGACGAAAGCACGCACAUCGGUAAUUGCAUACCGAUACACGGCGACAGGGAAGAAGAUUUAAGGGGUUAUCACAGGAGUGCGAUCAAUUUCACUCUGCACACGAUAGUCGAAGAAAGUUGCGAAGAUAGCGAAGUGGAGGAUAAAACGAAAUCGGCGGCCGAGGAGAAAAAUAAUCAAAGGCCGACAUCGGUGACGGAUUUGGAAAAAUAUUUUUAUUUCGAUAUAGGCGGAGGCGCGACGCCAAAUUUAGAAAAUCAAGAUGCCGAUACGUUUUCGGAGAGUUCGAGCAGCAUUUAUUCGGACAGCGGAGUCAUGGAUGAUGCGAGCGGAGAACCCAUGAGAGAAAAUUCGGAUCAAAAUCAACUUUCGACGUCUAGAUUAGAAAAAUAUUUUUUGAAUUUCGACAGAGACGGCAGGGAAAAGGAGAGCGACGGAAGCGUCGGAAGCGACAGCGAGGGUCCUCCGAGCCCCGAACAACGUAGGAAAAGAUUGUUUCGAGCGAGAGCGAGCAAUCGUUUACAUUCUAGUUCAUUAGAUAAUUUAGUUCAAAGUGAAAACGAACAGCAAUCCGUCGACAUGAUGCUGGAUUCCGAAGAUUCGAGCACGGAAACGGAAACGAUUGAUUUGCAAAGCGUCGACAAAUCCGACGAUUCCGUCAAGAGGAAAAAGAAACGGAAAAUAUCCGGUGGCAACUUGCCGCUUUCCAUUCAAGAUGGCGGCGGCGAUAAGAAAGGAGACGGUGACGUUGUUGUCGUCGUUAAAGAAAGUCGCGAAUCCCUAUCCAAGGAACACCGGCACAAAGAAGCGAAAGAAGACGGAAAGGGAAGUCACGAGGUCAAAGACAACAAUGGGAAAAAUGGAAAUUUCGAUGAUGAGGGAAGCGACGACGAUGACGAAAGAUCGAAAACUCCGCAACCGGAUUUCUUGCUCGAUUCGAGCAUGAACAGAGACAAGCAACAGAGCAGAGACAGCGGAUUCAUCGGAAGCUGUGACGAUUUGUUAAAAGAUCAAAAAACGGGAGACAGCAGCGGGAGCGACACGAAAAAGAAAAGCUCGGAAAAAAUGGAUGAUAAGAUUUUAAGUGACGUCAAAGAAAUUCAAAAUCCUUCUUCCCCGCCCGUGAAUCAUUUGCAAUCGUCAAACGUCAUAGGUUCGACUCCGCCCGCGACGAACCUGACUCGUAAGGAUUCGUUUAACAAUUGGUCGUCGGACGAGGAAACGAAUUUAAUGAUGUCGAAAAUGCGUCAGUUUUUCAAAGCCAUGGUUUCCGUUCCUAAAACUUCUAAUAAUAAUAAUAAUAGUAAUAAUAGUAAUAAUAGUAAUAAUAAAAUGCCGGAAAAUUCAAAUCCUCCGAGUCCUCAGAUAAAACCGAAAGGUGUCAAACCCCCGCAAUUAGUGUAUUUCGAAAGUGAAUUGACGCGCUUGAUGAAAACCGUGCCCGGAAUUCGAGAUGAUCAAGUGAGAGAAAUAGUCGAGUAUUUGUCGAGCGAAGACACGUGGAGCGAUUCGUACGAUUCGUCAGAUUACACGAGUUCGGAUUUGGAGGGAACCGCAGCCUACUAUCAUCAAAGAUCUCAAUUGCAACAGGAAAUAUCGGAAAGUUGCAAACAGAUAAUCGACAAAUUCGAUCAGUCGAAGAAUGACAAUCAAGAGCAGAGGCCCAAAGCACCGCCGAGAAGGAAUUCAUCGCCCAUGAAUCGGGAAACGGCUUUAGUUUACCAAAAAUUAGUUGCUUCCUUCAACAAGUUCACAAACGAAAAUGAAAAUCCGUUCUCGACGGCUCCUCACAGUUCUCCUCCUCUCUUUGCCAAAGUCAUGCAUCACAUCGGGAGUCGUUUGGUCGCUUUGAUGCACGAAGUAUCGAGUAAUAGCAGCGGCGAGGGAAGCAUAAGCAGCAGUCACAAAUCGAGGUACCACAAACGACUGAGUCAAAAACUAUCGAACGUAUCGUCGACGACGGAAGAAGAAUGCGGUUUGACGGACGAGUCGGAUUACAAGGGGGAAGAAGUCACGUCCAAGUUUCUCGGUCAAAAUUUACCCUACUUUCAAAUGUUGCAUCAAUUGCCGCGGAGUAAAUCUCACGAUCUCCUUUUGGAAGAAGGCAAAGUGAAAAGUUUAAGGUCCUCGAGUUCGGGCGUGAGUGAUAUAGCCGAGGAAAAGGAAGCGAGCGAUUACGAAAGGUUUUCGUGGAGAGGAAGUUUCGAGAGCGCUUUGAUGGCUGACUCGAGAUCAAAACUGACUCUACUGUCGAACGACGGUCACUCGUCGAACACGAACCUCGCCGCGAAAAGAAGAUCCGCGGGAGAUUUGUUAUUCAUAAAAAGUCUAAGUCGUGAACAGUUGGAUAGAGUGAGGAGUUGCGGGAGCAUCGGCGGAGCGACGACGAUGGAAGACAAAAACAUUUGGACGACGGGACGUGAUAAUAAAAACGGUCGGAGAAGGAGUUCAGUGCCGGAUGCUGCGGGUGCUUCCGGUGGAUCUGGAGCCUCGGCGGACGGCGACGAAGAUUCAUCCGAUUCGGAAUUGAUGCACGAGCGUUCCAUAACUCUCCCGCGUAACCUUCAAUCUAUAGCCUCAUCCCAAAACACGAAUUCCCUCCCGCGAUUGCCCACGACGACGAACAACAGUGUCAACGGUCAAAAUUUAUCCAAAGCUCAAUCCGUGCAACAUUUUUUGCCGAACGCGAAAAGCGCGAGAUACCGUCCCCCGGGAUUCAGUAGGAUAAUUGCAAAUUCACCCAAGAGAGCCGUUUCCGCUCCCGGACUUCAGGCAUUGCAACAACCCACGUCUCACGCGAGGAGAGAAAGAAGGCGGAAUCAACAUUUCAUUACCGGAAACACGUCACACUCUGGCGGUGAGUUAUUUAUUUUAAUCCCGUAUCGCGAAUUUUUUGGAGAAAAAAAAUGGGAGCGAACUGGAAUGUCUCGAACGCGAGAAAGAAAACGAGAAAAUUUCCAGAAACUUUUAUUUUUCCCGAAAGAAAAUUGUUUUUGUUCUUUACAUUUAUUUUAUUACUCCCCUUUAAAAACUUGA
Molecule: messenger RNA, 7635 nt
Organism: Pediculus humanus corporis (human body louse)
Lineage: Eukaryota; Metazoa; Arthropoda; Insecta; Psocodea; Pediculidae
Exons: 2
Coding region: 1-7635 (2544 amino acids)
Biological process (GO): exocytosis
Cellular component (GO): exocytic vesicle; plasma membrane
Molecular function (GO): neurexin family protein binding
Source: RefSeq, a predicted model, not a curated record